AUGUGCGUGGUGACACCGAAAGGUCUGAUUACAAAACCAAUAGAAAUGCAGAAAAAACAGAAAGGUUGCAACUAUGCAGUGGAUAGAGAUGCUGGAGGUAAAGUGACAGUAAAUGAUGGAGUUUUUGAAGUAGUUAUAGAUGUUGGUGGUAAAUUGACUGUGGAUGAUGCAGAUGUUAAAUUGACUGUGGAUGAUGAAGAUGUUGAAGUGGCUGUAGAUGUUGCAGGCGAAAUGACUGUGGAUGAUGAAGAUGUAACAGUGGCUGUAGAUGUUGGCAGUAAGGUGACUGUGGAUGGUAAAGAUAAUAAAGUGGCUGCAGAUAUUGGCGGUAAGGUGACUGUGGAUGGUGAAGAUGUUGAAGUGGCUGUAGAUGUAGGCAGUAAAGUGACCAUGGAUGAUGAUGAUGUUGAAGUAGUUGCAGAUGUUAAUGGUAAGGUGACUGUGGGGGGUCAAGAUGUUGAAGUAGCUGUAGAUGUUGACCGUAAAGUGACCAUGGAUGAUGAAGAUGUUGAAGUAGCUGUAGAUGUUGGAGGUAAAGUGACUAAGGAUAAUGUAGAUUUUGAAGUAGCUGUAGAUGUUGGUGGUAAAUUGAUUGUGGAUGAUGAAGACGUUAAAGUGGCUAUAGAUGUUGGCAGUAAGGUGACUGUGGAUGAUGAAUAUGUUGUAAUGGCUGUAGAUGUUGGGGAUGUUCAAGUGGCUGUAGAUGUUGGUGGUAAACUGAUUGAAGAUGAUGAAGAUGUUGAAGUGGCUGCAGAUGUUAGUGGUAAAUUGAGUGUGGAUAAUGAAGAUGUGGAAGUGGCUGUACAUGUUGAUGGUAAGGUGACUGUGGAUGAUGAAGAUGUUGAAGUGGCUGUAGAUGUUGGCGGUAAAGUGAGCAUAGGUAAAAGAAUGAAAUAUUGCAUAGCCGUAGGGAUAGAACAGUUUAUGGAUGCAAUUAUGAAAAGUGUUUACAAAUUUGAUGCAGAAGACUAA
This is a messenger RNA of Pocillopora verrucosa, 972 nucleotides long. The record is from RefSeq and is a predicted model, not a curated record. Lineage: Eukaryota; Metazoa; Cnidaria; Anthozoa; Scleractinia; Pocilloporidae.